Messenger RNA from Melanaphis sacchari, 2151 nucleotides. RefSeq names its product RNA polymerase-associated protein Rtf1 (gene Rtf1). The transcript has 13 exons. NCBI's taxonomy places the organism in Eukaryota, Metazoa, Arthropoda, Insecta, Hemiptera, Aphididae. Gene Ontology annotation, molecular function: DNA binding; RNA polymerase II C-terminal domain phosphoserine binding. The record is from RefSeq and is a predicted model, not a curated record. Gene Ontology annotation, cellular component: Cdc73/Paf1 complex. The coding region runs from base 173 to 2086 and encodes 637 amino acids.
UUUAUUUUAUCAUGAGCUGCGGUACCUUCUUUUUUUUGUAGUCAAUUUGUAACCAGAAAUGUGAAUAGUGAUUAAUAUUGUAAUUUAUAAAAUUAUUUCGAUCACCGUCGAGACCGACUGAUCACCUUUUCGGACGAGUUUUUUUUGAAAUCCGCUAACUCACAGCAGAACAAUGGGUAAACACAAGAAGGCCAUCAGUUCGGACGAGUCAUCCGAUUUUAGCGACGAUGAUAUGAGCAUGGCUAAGAAGAAGAAGCGCUCUAAAGCAUCAUCACCUCCUAGUCGCAGCUACACACCAAAAACAAAGAAAAAGUCCUCUAAAAAGCCAAUUUACGAUUCUGAUUCAUCAUCUUUGUCUGAAGGAGAAAUAGCCUCAGAUGAGGAGCCAAAGAGAAAGCCACAGAACCGGAAGCGACCUGGAAAAAAAUAUGAUAUAUCUGAUGAUUCAUCGUCGAGCAGCAGCAGUGAGUCUGAAAUCCAAAGUCCAGUUCAAGAGAUUAGUCAAGUUAGUGAAUCUUCUGAAGAUUCUGAAGAAGAAUUCAAUGAUGGUUAUGAUGAAGAGUUGAUGGGAGAUGAUGAAGACAGAGAACGUCUAGCACAAAUGACUGAAAAAGAACGAGAAACAGAAAUAUUUAAACGUAUUGAAGCUAGAGAAAUAAUGAAAACAAGAUUUGAGAUAGAGAAAAAACUGAAACGUGCUAAAAAAAAGGAAAUGAAAGAACAAAAGUCAUUAGAAAGAAGUAUGUCUUCAAACAGAUCAGACUCGCCAUAUUCAAGUUCUAUUCCUUUAGAUUUAAAAGAUCGUGUGAAAGAAAGAAAGAAAAAUGUAGAAGAAAAUAAAGGGAAAGGAGACAAAAAAGUUGCAAUGACCUUGUUAAAAGCAAGAAGAGAAGAAAAACGAGAAAGAGAAGAAGAAAAGGAAAAACAACUUAAAAAAGACAUGGAAAAAAAAGGAGACGAUGAUGAUGAAGAAACUAGUGAUAAACAAAAUGAUCAGAAUCAAUCUAAAUUAAAAGCUUCAGAUAUUUAUUCAGAUGAUAGUAAUUCUAGUGAUAGUGAUACUAGUAAUUCAGUUAAAAAAUCAAACCGUCACUUCUUUGACUCCGACUCUGAUACUAAUGAGAAAAAAGUACAUUAUAUUACAAAACGAGAAGAAUUGAAUAAGAUUAGAUUGUCAAGAUUUAAAAUGGAAAAGUUUGUGCACUUGCCAACAUUUGAGAAAACUGUUAUAGGAUGUUUUGUUCGUAUUGGAAUUGGCAAUUAUAAUGGAGUUCCAGUUUAUCGAGUUGCUGAAAUUUGUGAUGUUUGUGAGACAGCUAAAGUGUAUCAGUUGGGAAGUACUCGUACUAACAAAGGAUUAAGACUUAAGCAUGGCACUAAUGAAAAAGUUUUUCGUUUGGAAUUUAUAAGCAAUCAAGAGUUUACAGAGAGUGAGUUUGUUAAAUGGAAAGAACUCUGCAACACGAAUCGAAUACCAUUACCUACUCUUGAUGAACUUGAAAUUAAAGUGAAAGAUAUUAAAGCUGCUCUGGCAUAUCAAUUUAAAGAAGAAGAUGUUGAACAGAUUGUUCGAGAGAAAGAACGUUUCAAAACAAACCCUCAUAAUUAUGCAAUGAAAAAGACUUCAUUAAUGAAAGACAGAGAUGAUGCACAGGCGCUUGGCAAAGUAGAAGAAGUUUUGAGAAUUGAACAACAGCUAUCAGAUUUAGAAGAGCGAGCUAAUCAUUUAGACAAAAUGAGAACAAGCACAAUAUCUAGUAUAAGUUACAUAAAUGAUAGAAACCGUAAGCGGAACGUUGAAGAAGCUGAAAAGGCUAUUCUGGAGGAACUCAAGGCUAAUAAAGGGAAAAAAAUUGAUGACCCAUUCACUCGUAGAAGUACCAAACCAUGUAUGAAGUUUAGAGCAAAAACAAAUUCUGCUGUUGAUGGUUCAAUGGCUUCAGAAGUUGAAGAAUCUAAAACUGAUGCUGAAAUUAAUGACAUUAAGAAUGAUAGUAGUUCAUCAAAAAGCAAUGUGAUGAAGGGUGAUGAUUUAUAUGCAGUACAUGAUUUUGAUAUUGACUUAAACAUACAGUUACCAAUUUAGGUAUAUUAUUUUAAUAUGUAUAAAAAAAAAAAAAAAACAGUUCUUGUGAGUUAUUUUGUAAAUAU